Myodes glareolus (Bank vole) is the source of this 829-nucleotide messenger RNA. NCBI's taxonomy places the organism in Eukaryota, Metazoa, Chordata, Mammalia, Rodentia, Cricetidae. The record is from RefSeq and is a predicted model, not a curated record.
AUGCUGGGAGUACGACCCCACAGCCCCGGCGCCGACCCCGAACCCUGCUGGGCACCGCAGCCACAAGGAACCAGCCCUGCCAAGCGCCGCCGCCUCCAAGAGCCAGAGGCGCCAUCCCACCUGGAAGAGCCCGCCGGGUCCGCCAGCGACGCCACGACAUCCAUAGUGUUCCUGGCCGCUGGCUGCUCCAUGCAACUGCAGUUGGAUGGCAUCAACCUGCUGCUGGAGCCAGAUCCCACCUCGGUCCUGGAAGUGUCGCUCCCUGAACACACCAUCAUCCUGGUGCCUGAGGGCCUCCAGGAUUCCUACCAUCUUGGGCAGCCUGGGUUCUUGUCCGCCAGCCCGCAGGGGGGCGCUGUCCUGGAAAUGCCAGAGGACGACCUCCUAGUCCUACAGCCAGGAUCCUUCUGUGAGUACAUUCUAGAAAGUUCCUACCAAGAGGACCCCUGUGAUGAGGAUGUGGACUCUGGCUGCCUGUCACUCUGGAUGGAUCCUCCAGCUGGUCAGGCAAGUGAGCACCUUUCCUCCACCAACAGGAUGCCCAGUCCUUGGCCUCAGGGCCACAUCCCAGAACCAUAUCCUUCGGGGCCUUCCCCAAAUGCAGAGCCAUAUUCUCCAAGGUCUAUCUGGGACCAGGACAGCUACCUGUUGGGACCCUUCCUCAGCUCACCCCUGCAACCUCUGCCUCAAUCUCCUCCUCCAAGUCCCCAAGAACAGCGACCUCCAUCCUCUCCGCGGGCCCCGUGCAAGGCCAGGAAGAGACUGUUCUGUCAAUAAACUGUGCUGCACAAAUCCUGAUGCCCCUCAAGUGAGAGAUUGACUUCCCAAU